UGGGAGGGGCACUUACACACACACACACACAUGCAUGCACACACACUUGGUAGUGAGGCUUGUCAGCGUUGGAUGCUGCCGUUGCUUCAGCAGCUGGAUGUACGGGGCUGGAAGUGUGUCAGCUCGGAGAAUAAGACUGAUUUGAGUGUUUGCAUGCUGGAUCUGUUUGUGUGUGUGAUUUGUUUUAUAGGAAUGGUGUCUUUAGUACGCAUUCACUAUACCGCGGUGUGUGUGUCAGCAGGACUGAAUCAGCAGGAAUUAUUUGACCAGAGGGAUUCAGGAGCGCGGUAUUGACUUUGACUUUGGGGUGUGUUUUCAUGCUGGAGAGCGAGAGGGGCUGUGGGGUCUCAAGCGAAGGAAUACAGAUGUAGUGUUACAGGACGACGAGAUGAUAGACCCCCUUUAGGGGCUUCAGGACUGCCCCAAAAUGGGGAACAGCGUCCAGAAGAAAAAGAAGGUUCAGACAACAGAGAAAAACUUCUCUGCACCCCCGUCACCAAACCCCAACAAGGAAAAACCUAAAGGCUCCUGGCUGUUUGGACAUAGAGACAAACUGAAAACAGCUGGCCCGAAAGGAAAUGAAGACCAGAAGAGGUUGACCGUCCACUACAGGACCUCCCAGCACUACCAGGAGAAUGUUUUCAUUGAGGGCAGCCGGCCUCAGUACCUGGAGGACCUGCACACUGAGGCCCAGGAGGGGCUCAAGAUACUACAGCAGGAAGAAUACACGAAUGGAGUGAACGUACCUGAUGAUGAGAGCGUUGCUUCCACAGAUACUCUGCGUCCGGAGCAGGAUAUCAGCUCCAAGGAUGGAGGUGGCUCUCCGGAGUCCAGAUCCACUGCCGGAAGUACUGAUACCACAGUAACCUCUGCUGUGUCGACCAGGCCCGUGCUCACCCGCCAAGGUUCUACAUUCAAGCCUCUGAAUCCAGUGAAAAGAUUCGAGAAGAACAGGAAGAGGAGCAGGAGGACCACCAUCAUGGGUAUUCCCAACCAGGUCCAGAAGGAGCUUGCAUUACACAGAAGCUCAACCUUCCAGCAGCUCGUUUCUACGCCUAAUCACGACGGAGAGCUCAGUAACAGCCAAUCAGGUGUUGUUAUCAUCCCUACGGUUGAUGGAGGGACUCCAGUAGCGAAUAAGGAGGGAGCGAGGGUGCACCUUUCAGAGCUGGAGGCUUCCAAAGAUGAACAGUUGCUGAGGAAGCACCUCCAGGUCAUGUACCAAGACCAGCAGUCGUUCAACCACCAGGGCUCCUAUCUCUGCCCCAGCUCAACCAUAAGACCCAAGUCCCUUGCAGUACCUGGCAUGACCACUUCCUCCUCCUUCUGUCCUUCAACGAUGUUUAGCUUCCUCCAGGAACCCCAGGGCCCUGUGAUGUCCAUGUCUCCUCAGGCCACCUACAUGUCUACAAUCAUCCCUAAUGCGGUCUUACCAGCCUCGAUUGACGUCAUAGAGAUCGACCGCAGCAGCAGCCGGAUGCGUGCCGGCAGUGUAAACCACGGCGGUCAUGUCCGCACUGUGAGCAAAAGCAGCCUCGCAUCCGGGGACUUAUCAGUCAGCCCUAUGUUGUCCAGAAGAUCAGAUGGCGACGGUUCCCAGACUGACAAUUCCCACGACGACUCCACACUGAUGCCCACAUCGGCUUCGGGGUCGAACUGGGGCGAGUCUUCAAAGACCGUUAUUUCAAACUCCUCACCGGGGUCCUCUAAGGGUAGCUCGCGUAGUGGUAACUCAAAGAGAGCGGGUCGGAAUGGGCGGGAAAGCUGCCAGACAGAGCAGUCUAGCAUGGACCCAGACCUCGUCAGUCUCCGUAGCUCAGUUAGCAUGAUUAGCACCUCCAGCAGUAAAAGGGAAAAUGUUGUUACAGGUCAAGGAUCUGAGUCUGACGUCUCAGGUUCAGCGGCGGCUGGGGACGAUGCGAAGACCAGACGGAAUUUCGCUCGUCUGUCGGUUAUGAAGACCAAACAACCCCCGGCGCCUCCACGGAGAACGAACUCUCUGCAUAAUAACAAGAUCAUUAGCGACUCCAGGGUUCUGGUGGAUAUCAUUGACUCUGUGUCGGGAGAAAAUAUUGCAGCAAAGGAUGAGAUAAAGUCAGUUAUUGCAGAUACCAGUAAGACCCCCAGCCUUGUAUCAAACUCCACUGGGUCCACCUGUCAAGACGCUUCCUCCAGUCCUUUGAGCCCCACACAGGCCUCUUCCACCGACGCAGGAGGAGCAACAGAAUCCAACAGUCCCUCCCCGCAGAAAACUCCCUCGGAAGGGGGGAAAUUUGAACGGACCAUGUCUCCUUCCAGUGGCUACUCCAGUCAGAGCGGCACUCCAACGCUCUCCCCAAAAGGGAUUUCCCCGACCUCGCCUGACAAACAGAAGAAGAAGCCUGUCAAACCAGAGAGAUCCGUGUCUCGGGCCUCAUCCUCAGCGGCUUCUCCUUCCUCCUCUCUUACCUCCCUAUCGUCUGCCACAUCCGAGCCUGUCAAUCCAGAUGUUUCCACAUGUGGCCCCAGUCUGCCUUCACGGGGAUCUCCACCCACCGUUGCUGCACAAGAACCGAAUAACAAUUCUUCUCCUUUGAGUGUUGAAGUCAGAGAGCUGUUGAACAUCCCGCCACCUCCCAAAGUCAAAGCGCCGUGUCCUCCUCCUCCGGAGACUUGGGUGCACAAUAGACGCACCUUUCAGCUCCUGUGUGGGUCUUACCCUAAUGUCAGCAAAGCAACCCAGAAACCGUACAGCACAGUUAAACAAGCAGGAACCCAGACUGAAGACGUGAAGGAGACGCGAGUUUUAGUUGAAAAACAAUCAACUAUAGACACAUCUGUCUUAGAGUUAUCAGAAAGCAAAGAAACACCGGAGAGUUUGUCAGAAUCAGGUCCUGAAGGUGUUCACAACGAGAUGGAGAAUGGGGAAAGUACCGAACAAGAGAGGAUGGAAGCAAGUGCAGACGUUCAGAAACAAGAGCAGAGUAGUAGCCCUGUAGUGAAGGACCCAGAGAGUCCAAAGAAAGAUCCUCCUCCUGUCAUGAAGAAACCAGUGACGUUCAGAGAGGAUUUGGUGUCAUCAGAACACUCAGUAGACAGACAGCAAAAUAAAACGAGUAGCAGUGCCGAGACAGAUGUUCAUUUACCUGUUGAGAACCAUGCAACCUCCUCACAGCACGGGGUUGUAAUUUUAGUCGAUGAGAGUGAGAAUGAGACGGACAAAAGUGAGGUCACAUCCACGCAGACGCUUUCUGUAGGGGCCCCCAAAAUUAGUAAGGCCUCGCCACCACCUACCCCUCCCCCGGCGUACCACCCUACACCUCCUCCGUCAAGAAAGACACCUCCUUCGUCUGUGUCCGCGCCACCGGAUGACUUACAGAGGGUGCAGGAGGAGAUCCAGGUUGUAGAGUCUUGCUGGCCACCUCCUCCGCCUCCUAUGGAAGGGGACUCUGUCUUCGACGGAGGAGACGAGGUUGACUUUCCCCCACCUCCUCCUCCGCCCUUUGUGGCAGACAGCGUGCCAAAUGUGGUGGACAGUUGUAUCACAGAGGUGAAUGUCUCAAAAGGACCCGCAGAGGAAGCUGGAGAGACGAUUGAGGAUUCGAGUGAAGCGUCUGUACAUGGACAAAUUCCAGAUGUGUCCCCACAAACAGACACCAAACCAGAGGUUGUCGCGCAAGUUUCAAAAGCUGACACCGCUGAUGAGAUUUCUUGCAGACCAGUGCAGAAUUUAUCUGUUUCAGAAAGUGUCCCACCUCCGCCAGUGGAGGCACCUCCAUUGCCACCCAUCACAAGAGCAGAGAACCCAGUAUCAGCCUCCACUUUAGUUCCUCCCAGCAGCUUCCUGAAGCGAGACGCUCCCUCCGAGCCUCCCGUCAGCACCCAACCUCCCAUCACUGUCCCAGUAGCACCACCCCUUUUACCAGCAGAGACUUUAACACAUGGGGUUAAUUUCAGAAGGCAGCCCAGUGUACCAAACAGAGACGCCAGGAGCAAGGAGCUCCUUUCCCGCCACAAAAGCGCACCCAUUCCCAAAGAGGAUGCCAACAUACCUCUAGUCACCCCCUCCUUGCUUCAGAUGGUUCGCCUCAGAUCAGUCAACAUGACUGAAGAUCAGGUGAAAGCUCCAUCGGAGGACAAGUCAACAAACCAGGGAGCUUCAGUUGAGGAGAAUUGCCCGGGACCUCAAACCACCCCACAGAAGCCCAUCCGCAAGUCUCUGUCACUAAAGUCUCCCCCUCAGACAGUAAAGACGUCCUCUGUGAUGCUGAACACGCCUUCCAUGCGCUUACAGGAAGCCAUACGUAUGAAAACCGCAGCCAUGUCUUCAAGAGACGGUCUUCCAUCCCGACUGGGUGUGAGAUCUUCCGCUUACAGCUCUGUUGCUGAACAAGCGUCCCUGAAAGCACCCGAGGGAUGCGACAUGCACAGGUCGCCGGCCUCUACCGCCAGCUUUAUCUUCUCUAGGAGCACAAAAAAGGUUGUCGUAGAGACCGCAGCUGCCUCCUCCCCUGAAGCUCAGGCAAGUCUGAAGCAAAGCUUGGCGGCCGAGCUCAUGCAGGUGUCCGACCAAUCAAAGGCUUUCUCAAAUGGCGGGGUGAAGUCGGACAAAGUUCCUCCACCGGUGGCAAAGAAACCAGCACACGGGAGCGCCAGCCCUUCACAGAAUCGUUCUGCUCCUUCAGCAAAGAUGGACUUGAGUGUCGAAGGAAACGGAGCGAUCGGAGGAGUGCAACACAUGAGCGGGAUAACACCUCCUGAGACAACAACUACAAGAGUGACAGCGGACACAAUAGAAACACUGUUUUGAAAGAGCGUUGGUGGACGAGGAGCGAGCAAAGACUACAAGCAAGUGAAAAGGACAACUCACAGCUCGGACUGACAUUACUGAGAGACGUAUGACUCAACUAUCAGAGUGUUGUGUGUGUUAAGUCUUCUCCAAAAGCCUUAGCCUGUAAUGGCCUUCCUACAUAUUUAUGCAAAAAAAAAAAAAUAUGUCGCUCCCAAUUUCCUAUGAUAGCUUUAUUCUGGAGUAUUUUUCUAAGCUAUAGUUUAUCUCU
Sebastes umbrosus (honeycomb rockfish) is the source of this 5039-nucleotide messenger RNA. RefSeq names its product KIAA1522 ortholog (gene nhsl3). Bases 428 to 4789 code for a protein of 1453 amino acids. Lineage: Eukaryota; Metazoa; Chordata; Actinopteri; Perciformes; Sebastidae. The record is from RefSeq and is a predicted model, not a curated record. Gene Ontology annotation, biological process: cell differentiation. The transcript has 9 exons.